Messenger RNA from Solanum dulcamara, 423 nucleotides. RefSeq lists its product as uncharacterized. Gene Ontology annotation, molecular function: nucleic acid binding; RNA-DNA hybrid ribonuclease activity. NCBI's taxonomy places the organism in Eukaryota, Viridiplantae, Streptophyta, Magnoliopsida, Solanales, Solanaceae. Bases 1 to 423 code for a protein of 140 amino acids. The transcript has a single exon. The record is from RefSeq and is a predicted model, not a curated record.
AUGGCAGAGUAUGAAUCUUGUAUUCUCAGACUUAGAAUGGCCAUAGACAUAUACGUCAAAGAGCUUUUGGUCAUAGGCGAUUCUGACUUAUUGAUUCAUCAGGUGCAAGGAGAAUGGGCUACUAAGAAUGUGAAGAUCCUUCCUUAUUUGCAUUGCAUAAAGGAGUUGAGUAGGAGAUUCACAAGGAUUGAAUUCAAACAUGUCCCUCAAUCUCAAAAUGAAUUUGUCGAUGCUUUGGUGACAAUAUCCUCAAUGAUUCAGCAUCCAGACAAGACUUACAUCGACCCUAUUGAAGUAAAAUUACAUGAUAGACAUGUGUAUUGUUUUCAUGUUGUUGAGGAAGUGGAUGGAAGACCAUGGUACUAUGACAUCAAGAGAUUGAUAGAGGCACAAGAAUACCCCAAAAAUUCCAUGAGCAAGUAG